Sinocyclocheilus grahami is the source of this 1560-nucleotide messenger RNA. RefSeq names its product serine/threonine-protein kinase NLK2-like. Gene Ontology annotation, biological process: protein phosphorylation. The record is from RefSeq and is a predicted model, not a curated record. Gene Ontology annotation, molecular function: ATP binding; MAP kinase activity. Bases 1 to 1428 code for a protein of 475 amino acids. The transcript is spliced from 11 exons. NCBI's taxonomy places the organism in Eukaryota, Metazoa, Chordata, Actinopteri, Cypriniformes, Cyprinidae.
AUGGCUUUCCAUGGAUCCUCUCGGCCAACAGUGUGUGGUAACUUGUUCCCUGGAUCAGAGUUAGGCCACAAGUAUUUUUGUGUCAACACCACGACCGGGACUACCUCAACGGGCCUCAGCGCUACACCAAAUCCGACCGGACCCAACGCACCUGCUGGGACUCCCAGGCACCCGGCGUCACUCGGGGGCAGCACAGGCGGAGGGGCGGCCAUCCCGCAACCUCACAGUAAUCCAGCAAGUGAGGUUCCAAGUCCUGCUGAAAUGGAGCCUGAUCGGCCUAUCGGUUAUGGUGCGUUUGGAGUGGUCUGGUCUGUGACGGACCCUCGGGAUGGACGUAAGGUGGCUCUGAAAAAAAUGCCGAAUGUCUUCCAGAACCUGGUCUCCUGCAAACGUGUGUUCAGGGAACUCCGGAUGCUGUGUUUCUUUAAACAUGACAAUGUGCUUUCUGCCCUUGACAUUCUCCAACCUCCACAAAUCGACUGCUUUGAGGAGAUAUACGUGAUCACUGAGCUCAUGCAGAGUGACCUACAUAAAGUCAUCGUUUCCCCUCAGCCUCUCACCACCGAUCACAUCAAGGUGUUCCUCUACCAGAUACUCAGGGGGCUGAAGUACCUGCAUUCUGCAGGCAUUCUGCACAGAGACAUCAAACCAGGGAACCUGCUGGUCAACAGCAACUGUCUGCUUAAGAUUUGUGACUUUGGCCUGGCGCGAGUGGAGGAACCGGAUCCUUCUCGUCACAUGACCCAGGAGGUAGUGACGCAGUAUUACCGUGCUCCGGAGGUUCUGAUGGGAUGCCACCAUUACACUUCGUCGAUAGAUGUCUGGUCUGUAGGCUGCAUCUUCGCAGAGUUGCUUGGCAGACGUAUUCUUUUCCAGGCUCAGAGCCCCAUACAACAGUUGGAUCUGAUCACUGAUCUCCUCGGGACUCCUCCUCUUACUGCCAUGGCAUCCGCGUGUGAAGGAGCUCGAGCGCAUAUUCUUAGAGGACCCCACAAACCACCCUCGCUUUCUGUUCUGUACAUGUUGUCAGAUGGGGCAACACAUGAAGCUGUUCAUCUUUUGUGCCGCAUGCUAGUUUUUGAUCCAGCCAAGCGCAUCUCGGGCAGUGACGCUCUGUCUCAUCCGUACUUGGAUGAGGGUCGUCUGCGGUACCACACCUGCAUGUGUAAGUGCUGCUACUCUGUGCCCAGCGGGAGGGUGUACACCCGAGACUUUGAGCCGCCUGCGGAUCGACCUUUCAGUCACAACUAUGAGCAGAGCAUGCACUCCGUCUGGCAGGGCAAAGAGCUCAUCCAUCGUUUUAUAACAGAGCACCAGCAAGGCAAACGAGUGCCUUUGUGCAUCAAUCCCCAGAGUGCAGCCUUCAAAACCUUCAUUAGAUCCACAGCCUGGCAUUCUUCAAAAGUAUCAAGGAAAGAAGAGAGAUGAGGUGGAUUCUGGGAAAUGUGGAUCAUAGGAGCAACCAUGCAUUGGAGAUGAAGAUGGUUCUUGAUGGAUCACAUGCUUUUGAACGAAUUCUCAGCACUCAUUCCAAUUCCACACGGGGAGUUCUCAGAAAAA